This is a messenger RNA of Orussus abietinus, 1000 nucleotides long. RefSeq lists its product as uncharacterized. Lineage: Eukaryota; Metazoa; Arthropoda; Insecta; Hymenoptera; Orussidae. The transcript is spliced from 3 exons. The record is from RefSeq and is a predicted model, not a curated record. Bases 227 to 1000 code for a protein of 257 amino acids.
CGGGGAUAGUUUAUGAGGUUUUUCAAACACGUGGGUGGGUUUAUUAAGUCGUUGUCUUUAUUUGGGAUCGGUUAUUUUACUAUAAUACACGUUGACUGCGCGACAUGGCGAGGAUUUUAUCCUUUCCUGUCAGGACGGAAAUUUAAAUCCCCUGAUUGUGGACCGACAGGAGGCCAGCAGACGAGCACCAGCCCAGAGGUCUUGUGGGGUCAUCGACAACCUCAUCAUGGUGACGAAAAACCAACACACUCUCGGAUUGCUCUCGUGGACGGUCCUGGUGUUCACGCUCGGGGGUCCUGUGGUCCUUUGCGAGGAGUUUCGCGACCUCUGGGACGGAUCCUGCAGAGCUGCCGACCCCAGGAACCUGUCCGUCUCCUGUCACGGAGUGAGGAUCGUCAAGAGAGUGGUCCAGCAGCUGCUGGACAAAUCCGCCAGGUCGCCGGUGCUGGAGAUCACGGAUGGAGUCAGCCUGGUGGACGGUCUUCAGGAUGGCGAAGCCAGGAAGGCGCGAUUCCUCAAGGGUUUCGGGACCGUGGGGCCCUUCCUGGAGUUCCUGGAGGGCAGGGAACUCAGGAUCAAACUUCCCAGCCUGGUUCCCGAUAAUCUUGAAAACGCCAUCAGGGACAGUCUGCCUUCCAUCGCCCAAGGUAGAGGGAGUGGCGGGGGAGGAGGAUUCGGAGGAGGCAAGAAGGGCGACGGUGGAAUGAUGAUCCUGGCUCUCAUGAUGGGAAAAAUGAUGGCCGCCAUGGGAUUCGGCGCUCUGGGCCUCCUCGCGAUGAAGGCUCUCAUGGUCUCCGCUUUGGCUCUUAUGUUAUCUCUUAUCGUGGCCGUGAAAAAACUCGCCUCCGGCCACAGCGAUGGCGGCGGUCAUCACGUGGUCUAUGCCCAAGAGACCGGUCACCACCACCGUAGAAAGAGAGCCCUCGAUGACGAUCUUCUCGACCUUCCCUAUCGGGGACAUAUUAACCUCUUCCGGGACUCCUACCUCGCUAAGGCUUGA